GUGUUCUCGCAACAACCAGAGCUGGCCCAAAAUAUCUUAGGCGGCAUUUUGGUCACAAUGACCUUUCAAAUUGUUCGUUGUGAUGAUGAGCCCAUCCCCCCUUCAGCAGGGGAUUCAACUGUAGCAACUGAAAACAAUCAAAGCAAUAAAACAAAUCCACCAGCAGGAAGUGGGACCGCAGCUGCUUCAAAUGUAACUACACUGAAUUGUAGCGCAAAUGCUGCAAGCGAAACCCAUCCAAAUUGUACCGUUUCCACUGCAAAUCCAUCAGCAGGAAAUGGGACCGAUAAUACUAAUGGUAGUAACACUAGCACGCCUACCGAGACUACUGCGACUGAGACUUGUGAGCCUAAGACUCCUAUAACAGGAAGGGAAGGACCAAGAGAGGGAGAAAGGCGUCGUGGAAGUGGAAGAGGUACACCAGGUAGAGGAUUGGGUGGUCUAAUUCACAGAGGUAGAGGAGGUCCACCAUCUCGAGGUUAAGAGAACCCGAGCUUUAAAGUAAUAUGCAACUAUUUAGCCUAGUUCUUGUUUCCUUUUUGUGCGAAUUAAACAUUUACACAUAUAUUAGAAAUACAUUAGAUAUGUAUGUAUGUAAAUACGGAAAAGUGUAAAAUUGUAUUUCUUUAUUUUUCCAAAUUUUU
Rhagoletis pomonella (apple maggot) is the source of this 644-nucleotide messenger RNA. RefSeq lists its product as uncharacterized. The record is from RefSeq and is a predicted model, not a curated record. Bases 58 to 483 code for a protein of 141 amino acids. NCBI's taxonomy places the organism in Eukaryota, Metazoa, Arthropoda, Insecta, Diptera, Tephritidae. The transcript is spliced from 2 exons.